Messenger RNA from Zingiber officinale, 2187 nucleotides. Its product is annotated as plant intracellular Ras-group-related LRR protein 3-like. The record is from RefSeq and is a predicted model, not a curated record. NCBI's taxonomy places the organism in Eukaryota, Viridiplantae, Streptophyta, Magnoliopsida, Zingiberales, Zingiberaceae. The transcript has 3 exons. Gene Ontology annotation, molecular function: protein binding. The coding region runs from base 100 to 1626 and encodes 508 amino acids.
UCUCCAUCUCCUAGCCGACUCCCAAGGAACCGGUCUCUCGCCCUUCAUUCCCUCAUCCUUCUUCCUUCCGAUCUGCUUCCCCCAUUCUCCGUCGACGCCAUGGAUCCCAACCCCAACUCCUUCCCCAUUCUCUCCUACGUCAUGUCUCGCCUCCCCAAGGUCGCCUCCUUCAAGCAUGCCCAGAGCCCCCUCGUUCACGGCGACAUCGAGCAGCCUUCUACCCCCGACCGCUCCCGCCUCCACCGCGAUGACGAGGUUGAGCUGAUGGAACGUCUUCCCCUCCUCCAGCAGCCGGCCCUCAUCUCCUCCAUGGCUGCCUCCGUCGUCGACGUCGCCCAGGCCCGCUCCGUGCUGCGCACCCUCGGCGACCGCCCCGACCACGAGGUGGUCGAUGCCGCUCGUGCCCGGGUCGCUUCCAUCGACGACGAGCUCGACCGGCAGCUCGAGGAGAUCGAGGGGGCCGAGCGGGAGGAGUUCAGAGCCAGAAAAGAGAGGGAGAAGGUCGCUCUGCGCGCCGUGAUUCAACUGGACGAGAUGCACGAGGCGUAUGGGAGGCUUCUGAGGGAGGCCGAGGCGAGGUUGGUGAAGAUGUAUGAUGCCGGUCGUGCUGAGGACAAUAAGGAGGGUUCUGCGAUGGUGCAGGAGGAGGCAAAGGAAGUGAACGAGAAGGUGAUUGCUGUACUGCGAGAAGGGACGGACAUGUGUUCCGAUAGGGUGGAUUUGUCUGGACAACAACUGAUGUAUCUACCCGAGGCAUUUGGGAAGCUGCGAGGCUUAAUCUCCCUCAACUUGUCCGACAAUCUGCUCGAGGCUGUUCCAGAUGCUAUAGCAGGGUUAGAAUGUCUGGAGGAACUGAGACUGUCCUCCAACAGCCUCAUUACACUGCCUGAUUCCAUUGGACUGCUGCUCAAAAUGAAGAUUCUUGAUGUAUCUGGUAACAAGCUCAAAUCUUUGCCAGAUAGCAUCUCAAAAUGCAGGUCCUUGGUUGAGCUGGAUGCAAGUUAUAACGAACUAGCUUAUCUGCCAACUAAUAUAGGAUAUGAGCUGCAGAAUCUACAGAAACUACGGAUCCACCUCAAUAAACUACGCUCUCUUCCCACAUCCAUCUGUGAGAUGAUAUCACUGCGCCUUUUGGAUGCUAACUUCAAUCAACUUCGAGGACUUCCACAUGCCAUUGGGAAAUUAAUAAAUCUCGAGAUAUUGAAUCUUAGUAGAAACUUCAGUGACCUACAAGAUCUCCCUGCUACUUUCGGCCAUCUGAUCAGCCUUAGGGAACUUGAUCUUAGUAACAAUCAGAUUCAUGCAUUGCCUGAUACAUUUGGCCAGCUAGAUAAGUUGACCAAGCUUAAUUUGGAUGAAAACCCAUUAGUCAUCCCCCCGAUGGAAGUUGUAAUCCAAGGUGUUGAAGCAGUGAAGGAAUACAUGUCAAAGAGGUGGCAGGAUAUGCUGUUAGCAGAAGAGAGGAAGAGUACCUCGGAUGCAAAUUCACCCACUCAAGUUGGUUGGUUGACCCGCAGCACGUCAUGGCUAAACACUUGGGUUGAAGGAGUUUCUGAAGGUGUUGCAGAGUACUUUGGUGCGGGGCAAGAGUCCCACCGAGAUUCAUAUCUUGACCAGCAGCUGUGACCAGAGAUUGCGAUCACCUUGCACGGUGCCAUUUUGUCUUCUAUUGUUGGUACUUGUAGAGGUGUUUGAGAGUUGCAGAAAAAUAAAUUGAGAACUAGUCUAACCAUUGGAAGGGUUUGACUUUCAGUUCUGGCGACAGCUUCUUUGUGGUUUUGCACGAAUAUGAGUGGAAGCCAAAGUAUUCCAUAAGGUACGUUGGGUUGAAUCGUUAUGGAUUCUUUUCUACUAUUCUGUCUGAACCGUUUUUUUUAAUGGGUUUUCCAAAUAUCUUGGUAGUUUGGUCUUUUUUUGGGUGAAUUGAGUCGUCUUGGUGUUUGGUCAUGAGGCUGGACAGAUAACGUUCGGUCAAAAAGAAGAUAACAUGCAUUGUUUAAAGACACGAGAGGUGUUAAAUAUUAUUAUUUCAUUUUUAACCGGACAGGAUAUUUAGAUCUUGCAAGUGGAUUAAUCGGGGAGGGGCGAUUCGGAAUUGUCUGAUCGCUCCAUCAGAGUCUGGAAGCAAAUGUUAAAUAUUAAAUUUGUUUAAUUAAUUGGUCGUUUAAAUAAAAAUUAUUAUUAUUA